UGAUACACUCAAGUCUUUCAAUUUUGUCUUAUUCUUCUUCUCAUUUCCAUUUUGUUUUUCAAUGUGAGAAGUAAUAAUAAAUUAAUAACAAGCCGAGUUUCAUUACCUUUACAGAGAAAAAAAAUGAAGAUAUUGAGUAUGCUUAAGUUAGUUACAGUACUUUUUGUUGUGGUGUUGCAGUUGUUUUUUAAUGGAGCUGUUGGUUGCUUAGACAAUGAGAGAAAAGCUCUCCUUCAGUUGAAGGCCAGCCUUGUGUUGAAUGACACUUCCUUGUUGACUACAUGGGAUGGUAAGAGUGAUGAUUGCUGUGCAUGGGAAGGAAUCUGCUGUAACAAUCAAACUGGCCAUGUUGAGAUGUUUCAUCUAAAUCCUCCUCAGUUUGGUUAUUUUCCAGGCACGAUCAACACAUCACUGAUGGAGUUGAGACAUUUAAAAUAUUUGAACAUAAGUGGGAGUGGGCUUCCAAACAGUAUUUUUUCAGAAUUAUUUGGUUCUCUUACCAACUUGAGAUUCCUUGACCUCCGUGCUUCAUUUCUUGUGGGAAGAAUUCCAAAUGAUCUUGCUCAUCUUUCUCACCUGCAAUAUCUUGAUCUUUCACAUAAUCAACUGGAGGGUACAAUCCCUCGUCAACUUGGAAAUCUCUCUCAUUUGCAGUACCUUGAUCUUUCAUGGAACAAUCUUGUUGGAACCAUUCCUCAUCAACUUGGAAGCCUUUCAAAGUUGCAGGAGCUUAAUCUUAGAGACAAUUACAGACUCAAAUUUGAAGAUAAGAAUAACCAUGUUGGAGGUCAGUGGCUUUCUAAUCUCACUCUUUUAAUCCAUCUUGACUUGAGUGGCAUACCCAAUCUCAAUUCUUCUCCUCUCUGGUUACAAACUAUUGCCAAGCUUCCUAAAAUACGAGAAUUGAAGUUAUCUUAUUGCGACCUUUCUGAUCUUUACCUCCAUUCUCUGUCCCAUUCACGGUUCAACUUUUCUACUUCUCUUGCCAUCCUUGACCUUUCACAAAAUACCUUUUCAUCUUCCAAAAUAUUUGAAUGGGUGUUUAAUGCCACCUCUAACUUAAUUGAGCUUGAUCUUAGCGAUAACAAAUUCAAUGACACCAUUCCAUAUGAUUUUGGCAACAUACAAAACCCUCUUCAACGGCUCGACUUGUCGGCAAAUGAACUACAAGGUGGAGUUCCAGAAUCUAUUAGACAUAUAUGUAUGUUACACUCAUUGGAUCUUGAUCUCACUGACUUGAAUGACGACAUUUCAACCAUUCUACACAAAUUGUCGGGCUGUGCAAGAUACUCACUCCAACAUUUGAGUUUAGCUUCUAACCAAAUUACUGGAACAUUUCUUAAUCUUUCAAUAUUCCCAUCUCUAAUAACAAUCGACCUUUCAAAUAAUAUGUUAAGUGGCAAGGUGCCAUAUGGAAUUCCAAAAUCAUUGGAGUCUUUCAUAUUUAGUUCAAACUCUUUAGAAGGUGGAAUUCCUAAAUCAUUUGCUAACCUAUGUUCAUUAAAAUCACUAGAUUUGUCAACUAACAAGCUGAGUGAAGAUCUUUCAGUGAUACUACAUAUUUUAUCUUUUGGGUGUGCAAAAGAUUCACUUCAAGAAUUAUUCUUGGAUAGCAACCAAAUUACUGGCAAAGUACCCAUCAUGGCAGGGUUCUCAUCAUUAGUGAAGUUGAACUUUGAAGACAACAUUUUAGAAGGUGAGAUCACUGACACACACUUUGACAACAUGACCAUGUUAAAGGAAUUAAACUUGAAUGACAAUUCAUUGUCAGUGAUAUUCAGUGAAAAUUGGGUCCCAACUUUUCAAUUGUCUAACUUACGUUUAAGGUCUUGUACUGUUGGGUAUAGUUUUCCAAAAUGGCUGCGAAGUCAAAAAGAUCUUGAACAUGUGGACAUUUCCAAUGCUGGAAUCUCAGGUGUAGUUCCAAUGUGGUUUUGGACUCAAGCCACGAAUAUAGCAAUCAUGAACUUUUCUUACAAUAAUCUCACCGGCACUAUUCCAAAUUUGCCCACAAGAAUUUCUGAAGGUUGUCAAGUAAUUCUUGAAUCAAAUAAAUUUGAAGGUAUUGUCCCUCUAUUUUUUCGUAGUGCAUCAUUGCUUCAGUUGUCGAAGAACAAAUUUUCUGAAACUCCUAUGUUCUUAUGCGUUAACAUUACAACUGAUAGAUUGACGACAAUAGACAUAUCCAAGAAUCAAUUAUCAGGGAAGCUUCCUGAUUGUUGGAGCAAUAUGGAAGCAUUGGAAAAUCUAGAUUUGAGUGAUAAUACUCUCUCAGGUGAAGUUCCUUCCUCCAUGGGAUCAUUAAUUCAACUUAAGGUAUUGAUAUUGCGAAACAAUAGCUUCACUGGGAAGUUGCCUCUCUCCUUGAAAAAUUGCACAGAACUAAUCAUGCUAGAUGUUGGAAAUAACAAAUUCUCGGGACCAAUACCGUAUUGGUUAGGACAACAAUUGCAAAUAUUAAGCUUACGAAGGAAUCAAUUUUAUGGAAAUCUUCCGCGGAGUCUCUGUUACUUAACAAACAUUCAGUUGUUGGACCUCUCUGAAAACAAUCUGUCAGGACAAAUUUUCAAAUGCAUAAAGAAUUUUUCUGCAAUGUCUCCAAAUUUUUUCUCAACUAGUCCCAUAGACUCUGGUUUACUUUAUCCAGUUGAUUCUGGAGAUAUUUUUGAUGGUUUUAAUUUGAAUGCAUUGUUGAUGUGGAAAGGUGAAGAACGAUUGUUCAAGAAUAAUGAGCUUAUUUUGAGGAGCAUUGAUCUUUCAAGCAAUCAAUUGAUAGGAGACAUUCCAAAAGAAAUAGGAAACUUGAUAGAAUUGGUAUCACUGAAUUUAUCAAACAACAAUUUGACAGGAGAAAUUACUUCAGAGAUUGGAAGGUUAACAUCACUUGAAUUUCUUGACUUGUCAAGAAAUCAUUUCUAUGGUUUAAUUCCCCCUUCUUUAACUCAAAUUGAUCGCUUGUCCAUGUUGAAUUUAUCUGAUAACAAUCUUUCUGGAAGAAUUCCUAUUGGCACGCAAUUACAAAGUUUCGAUGCAUCAAGUUAUGAAGGGAAUGCUGGUCUUUGUGGAAAACCACUUGACAAAAACUGUCCAGGAGAUGAAGAAGAUACACCUUGGAAACCAGAAACAAAUGAAGAAAGUGAACCAGAAGAUAAAAAAUCAAUUUAUUUGAGCGUGGCACUGGGAUUUAUCACAGGAUAUGGAGGACUUUGGGGAUCAUUGUUUCUCAUCAGGACUUGGAGACAUACAUAUGUCUUGUUCUUGAACAACACAGUUGACAUGAUGUAUGUGUUUAUAGUGUUGAAUGGAAUUAAAUUUCAAAGGUGGCUCGGAGGUUUGCAGGAAAAGUUUUUCUAAGCACCUCCAAUAGAAUCACGCGGGGUUUUGUUGAAGAAAGAUAGCAGAAAAAUAAAGGAAUUCAGAGUUCUUUGUCAAGUAUUAGUAAUUUACAUCCCCAAUUUCUGAAGCAUAUACAUGUUAUAUAUGUUGUGAGACUAAUAAUGUUAUUGUCAAAGAAAAAAACAUGUUUUAUAAUCUUGUUAUUCAGAUACUGUAAUGAUUGCACUCUUAGUCCUUCUUCAAUUUUCCAAUAUUGUGUUGUAAUGAAGGAAUUGAAAAAACUAAUAUGAUUGUUGUGAAUCACCAUUUUAUGUUUGUGUUUCUUGACACAAGUAUUAUUAUGAAAUAUGGAUUGCAGAAGAUUGA
Molecule: messenger RNA, 3702 nt
Organism: Vicia villosa (hairy vetch)
Lineage: Eukaryota; Viridiplantae; Streptophyta; Magnoliopsida; Fabales; Fabaceae
Product: receptor-like protein EIX2
Exons: 2
Coding region: 124-3354 (1076 amino acids)
Molecular function (GO): protein binding
Source: RefSeq, a predicted model, not a curated record